Molecule: messenger RNA, 1558 nt
Organism: Dromaius novaehollandiae (emu)
Lineage: Eukaryota; Metazoa; Chordata; Aves; Casuariiformes; Dromaiidae
Gene: PDYN
Product: prodynorphin
Exons: 6
Coding region: 20-1447 (475 amino acids)
Biological process (GO): chemical synaptic transmission; sensory perception; neuropeptide signaling pathway
Cellular component (GO): plasma membrane; axon terminus; dendrite
Molecular function (GO): opioid receptor binding
Source: RefSeq, a predicted model, not a curated record
CCCAGCCGCCCUUGGGGUGAUGCGGUGCUUCAUCCCUUGGAGGGGGGGGGAUGUAGGUGACGGAAACGAUGGUUUUCCUGUAAAAAGCACCCGCGGGGCUCCGCUUGGCUCCGGCCGGUCCCUCCCCGGCAGCGAGUCCGGGCGCCCCCGGGGGAGACCGCGACCCCCGGCAGCGCGGGGGGCUCCAGGCCCCGGGCAACCGGCGUCGCAGCCGGGCUGCUGCCGGGCUGGGGAAGGCGAUGCGCGGCCGCGGCCCGGGCUCCUCUCCGCGGCUGCCGCCCCGGGAGCCGCCGCCGCCCGCGGUGCGGGGUCCCCGCGAGGCUCCGCCGCCCCGUCGGGCGCGGGGGCUGCGGAGGGGGGGGGCCGCUUCUUCCCAGCCUCCCGCGCCCCGAUUGGCUCCGCGGCGCCGGGCUGCGCCGGGCCCGCGGCGGGAGGAGACUCCGCGGCCAUAAAAGCGGCGCCGGAGCCGCGGGGCGGCGAGUCCGGGGGGUCCCGCGGCCGCGCUCGGUGCCUCCGGCUGCUUCCCCGGGCUGCCGCGGGGCUCGACGGCGAGCGGCAGCGCCGGGCCGCGGGCACCCCGCCCCGCCCCGGUCCGGUCCGGUCCACGGGUGCGCGGCCGGGCGGCGGGAGCACCGGCAGGUCGCUCUUUAGGAGAAGACGAGAGCUGCUGGAAGGUGCCGCUCUGCCGUGGCAGAACCGCCUGAGCUGCUCCGCCGGUGCCGCGGCGGCUCUGCCCGGACCGACCGCGGCGGGACGCGCGCCUGAGCGGGACGGGACGCUCGGCCCCCGGCUCCCUGCAGGAGGGCAGCAGAGCUCCGCGGGGGACCUGCCACCGCGCCGGGACCAGGAAGCACCGCGGCGCGGGAUGGAGCGGCGGGCGCUGGCGCUGGCUCUCUGCCUGGCGCUGGCCGCGGCGGCCGCGGAGGACUGCGUGAGCCGGUGCUCCGCCUGCGCCGCCCGCACCCGGGACUCGGCGGAGAGCGUCCGGCCCCUGAUGUGCCUGCUGGGGUGCCGGGGCUCCGUGCCCGGCGGUGCCGCCCGGGAGCCGUGCGGGCCGGCGCUCCGGGCCGACGGGAUGGAGCCGGCCGCGAGCCAGACGGACGGCGGCGGCAGGGCGGGCGAGCGGGCGGCCUCCGGGGAGGUGCUGGACUACCCCGCGCCGCCGCCCCGGCCGCCGGCCCCCGGCGACGAGGAGCCCCCGGGCAAGCGCUACGGGGGCUUUCUGCGCACCUACCCCAAGCGGAGCGGGGCGCCGGGGGCCGCGGGCGCCGGGCAGGAGCCGGCGGAGCUGCACAAGCGCUACGGCGGCUUCCUGCGCAGGAUCCGGCCCAAGCUCAAGUGGGACGAUCAGAAGCGCUACGGGGGGUUCCUGCGGCGGCAGUUCAAGGUGGCCACGCGGGCCGACGAGGACCCCAGCGCCUACUCGGGGGAGGUCUCGGCCCUAUAGAGCCCGGUGUCGUCCACCCCCCCCCCCCCCCAGCCCCAUCCCGCGCUCAGCCCCGUGCCGCCGGCGGCACCCCCGCCUCGUCCCGCCGCAGACCCAGCUCAGCCCCCGUCG